AUGGAUUCAGAAUAUUUAGCUCAACCAAGUAAAAUUUCUAUCGAUAUACAUGUAUUUCAAGAAUUAAUUCAAUAUAAAGAAGAUGCUUUAAAAUUAGAAUUUGAAAAAAAUCAAUAUAUUCUUGAAAUUAAUAAUCUAAAUCAUAUAAUUGAAAAUUUAAACAAUAAUAUUAUUGCAAUUCAAUAUAAAAAUUCUAUUGAAAUUUCAGAAUUAAAAAAUUAUUAUGAACCUGAAAUUUUUAAUUUAAAAAAUAAAUAUAAUGAAAUUUUACAAAAUAAUAAAAGUGAAAUUUCAAAUUUAAAAAAUUAUUAUGAAAAUGAAAUUAUAAAUCUAAAAACUAAUUAUGAAACUGAAAUAUUAAAUUUAAAAAAUUAUAAUAAAUCUGAAAUUUUUAAAUUAAAAGAUAAUUAUAAUCAAAGUAAAAAUGAUUAUAAUAUUGAAAUAAUUAAUUUAAAAAAUAAAAUUUUUUCUUUGGAACAAGAAUUAAAAAAUCCAUCUAUAGAUUUAUUUUCAAAUUUUUUUGAAGAAAAUAUUAAUAAUUUAUCUAAUUUAUUAUACAAAAAACAAUAUGAUGAAAAAUGUUUUCCACCUACAGAUUCAUUUGAAUUUAUGAAUAUGAUUGAUUCUUUUAAUUUAAAACUAUUUGUUUUAAUAUUUUUUAAUAUAUUUAAAUCUAAUAUUAAUCAAAGUUCAAAAUCUAUUGAAAAACUUAAAAUUAGAAUAAUGUUAUUAAUAUAUGAUUUAGCUGGAUUAAAAAAUAACAAAAUUAACAAUGUAAAAAAUUCAAUUGGAAGUUUUUUACUUAAAGCUGGCCUUUCAAAAAGAGCAAUUAAUUUAUUAUUAUAUUUUGGAUAUAUUUCAAGAUUAAUUUCUAUUAAUCAUCUUAAUAAUGCAUUAGCUAAUGAAUUACGUAAUAAUUUAAUUAGUUAUAACAGUCAUAAAUUAGAGUGGAAAAAUAUUUUAGAUAUUUCAACAUUUUCAGCUGAAUCAUUAAUAGAAUCUUUAUCAGUUCAUAUGUAUGAUGGUACUCUUGAAAAUCAACAUAUAAGAAAUUUUUAUAAUACAAAACUUGUUUAUUUUAUUUCAUCUGAUUUAAAAAAUACAGAUGAUUAUUUACAAAUUAUUAAUAAUUUAAUAGAAUUUUCAGAUAUUAAAGAAUAUUUAAAUAAUAAUAUAAUAAUUGCACCUAUGGAUUUUCCUGAAAUUAAUUAUUUUGUACCAAUGCUUGGUCCUUUACAUAUUUCAUUAAAUACUAGAGAAACAUGUAUUAUUAAAUUUCAUCCAUUUUUUAAUAAAUUAUAUAAAGAUGUUUUUAAUAAAAAAAGAAAUUUAGCAGAAAAACCAAAACCAUGGCAAAUAAAUUUAUUACUUUAUAUUGCUCAUGCUGGAUGGAUUAAAAUAAAAUCUGAAAUUCUUGAAGCUUUUAAAAAUUCUAAAAAUGGUGGUUUUUAUUCAUUAUUAAAUCUUUUAGAUAAUAUUAUACCUUCAACAUUAGAUAUUUAUACAAAUUUAUUUAAAAAUAAUCAUUUUGAAUAUUAUUAUGAAACAAUAUUUCGAUUAUGGAU
Messenger RNA from Dentiscutata erythropus, 1565 nucleotides. Lineage: Eukaryota; Fungi; Glomeromycota; Glomeromycetes; Diversisporales; Gigasporaceae. The record is from the annotation of a GenBank genome assembly.